Molecule: messenger RNA, 1801 nt
Organism: Hippocampus comes (tiger tail seahorse)
Lineage: Eukaryota; Metazoa; Chordata; Actinopteri; Syngnathiformes; Syngnathidae
Product: C-C chemokine receptor type 2-like
Exons: 3
Coding region: 69-1133 (354 amino acids)
Biological process (GO): immune response; cell chemotaxis; calcium-mediated signaling
Cellular component (GO): membrane; external side of plasma membrane
Molecular function (GO): C-C chemokine binding; C-C chemokine receptor activity
Source: RefSeq, a predicted model, not a curated record
GUGAAGAUAUAAGGGUUUGACAGAGACCAAAUAGUAGCUGGAGCCCUGACGGCCAGACAUCAGUCAUCAUGUCAGAAGCAACUGUUACUGUGACGGCAGUGACCGAAUAUGAUUAUUCAGACUACUACGAACCUGGAAUUGAAGUGGAAUCUCCCUGCGACAGUAGUGGCAUGAUGGACUUCUGCAGAGUGUUCAUCGUUGUUCUCUACUCUUUGGUGAUCAAAUUUGGCUUCAUUGGUAAUGCCCUGGUGGUGUGUGUCCUGAUUAAGCAUCGGAAGCAGACAACAAUGACAGAUGUCUGUCUAUUCAACUUAGCUUUGUCUGAUCUUCUCUUCGUCAUCACGCUUCCAUUCUACACACAUUACACUCUGGUCAAGCAGUGGACCCACGGUGACUUUUUGUGCCAUUUAAUUGGUGGUUCCGUCAGCACCGCCUUCUUCUGCAGCAUAUUCUUCAUGGUUGUCAUGACAUUGGACCGCUACAUGGUGAUCAUGCAUGAUGCCAAGGUGGUCAAAUACCGAACUGCGAGAACAGGGUUCAUUCUCACGGUGGCUGUGUGGUUGCUGAGCUUCUUCGUCUCCCUUCCUUCUUUCAUCAUCACAUCAGAGACAAUGCAGCCUCACGGGCUGGGUUGCACUUAUGAACCAAAGAAUGCUGCCUGGGAGGCGUACACUGUUGCGACAAACAGCAUUUUGGGACUGGUGCUUCCUCUGCUGGUGAUGGUGCUGUGCUACUCCAGGAUCAUACCUGUCCUGAUGAGGAUAAGGAGUGCAAAGAAGCAACGCGUUGUCAAGCUGAUAAUUUCAAUCAUGGUUGUCUUCUUCCUCUUAUGGACACCAUAUAACAUUUUACUUUUUCUCAAAUUUUUGCAUUCUGAAUGGAAUUUCCUAAAUGACUGUGACUCUUUGAAAAAUUUAAAACUGUCACUAUCAGUCACUGAGACAAUUGCGUUCACUCACUGCUGCGUGAAUCCCAUCAUAUAUGCCUUUGUUGGACAGAAGUUUAUGAGGCGUGUCUUGCAGCUGAUUAAAUGUGUGCCUGGAAUUUCGAUCUCCCGCAGGCGUUCAUCAGGCUACUCUUCCCGGAAGAGUUCUGUCAUGUCCAAGUCCUCUGAGAGCAUGUUUAUCAUGUAGCUUUAAUUACAUCCAUCAGUCUGUCUGUCUGCCCGCCCUCAUCUCUCCAUCGAUCUAUCUAUCUAUUCAUCUGUACAUCCAUCCGUCCUUUCUUCCUUCCCUCCUUCCAAUUCAUCCAUUCAGCCAGCCCAGUGUCAAAAUGUUUGGUCUCAGUCACAGGUUGAGGGUCCUCAAACUAUGACCCAAAAUAUACAGCCCAAAACUUUUCUGUGGAAGACGCUGAAUUUGAAGUCUGGAUAGACAGCCUUCAAAGCUGAGACAGGAGUGGAUCAAAAGUCAUCAUUAACAAGUGCAGAACUUGCGUUUUGUUGGGAGUUUAACUGCAGGGACUGCUUCAAAAGGUUGUGAAAAAAAAAACCUAAAGAAUUGGUGACGUUUUUAUUCAGGUCAAGUGAUUUUUUUUUUUUUAAGUACCAUAAUUGAUAAAAGUAAUGAAUUUAGUUUCAUUAUAAUUUUAGUACAUUUUGAUUUAUACUACUAUCCUUGAACAUCCUACUCUUGGCCCCCCAGUGUCAUAUCUCAAGCAGACAGCCUCGAACUUGGGUUUUGAAUUGGACAGUGAUUUUAAAUUCAACCGACUAGUCAGUGCUGUUGUUAAAUCCAGCUUCUUUCAUUUUAGGCAACUGGCUAAAGUCCUUACCUUCCUUCCUUUCACAGCAGCACUUAGA